CGGUGGCACGAGCGCUGUACGUAUGGGCAUGGCACAAGUGAUAGUGGUGUGUGCAGGGGGCGGGAGGACUGCCGAGCUGGAGAAGCUCCCGGGGCUCCGCACAUGCAGCAGGAAGCUGACAGAUAACGCGCUGCCGCCCGGACUUGUGUGCGGCUUCUGACGACCAGCGACCGUUCCCGCGUCUUCAGCCCGGAGGAGAUGUAGCUCCUGUUGAUAGGAACAGUCUGUUUUAGAUGAAGUCGGGAGUCUUUCCAACAGUGUAUUUACUCCAUAAUGACAUUCGUUGAUAGUAGCCUUGUUAUCUCUUGGAUUCCCAUCAAUAAAUGAAUCUCUGGAUUCCAGUUAUAUUCAGUAUCACCUUAAUGCAAAGCUUUGAGAGUAAGAGGGACAAAGAAAGAGGGACGCUGAUAAGGAAAGAGCUGGACAUGCUUAAAAAAAAAUUGGAAAGCAGCAAGAACUGGAAAAGUAAAUAUGAAAGGGAUUUAAGGCUGUAUACUGCAAAGAUUGAUGAAUAUACUGACACGUGUACACAAACAAUUUUUGAUUGCUAUUGUGAAGAAUUUAAAGUAGUAGUGGAAGAGAUCAGUAUGACAGAAGAGGAAAAUGUAGCCAAGGGAAUAAGGCAUACGCUUAACAAUAUGUUAACUUAUCGUCCAUCAGAGAGUGAUAUGAUUGUUAUGUACGCAGCCGGCAGCAGCGAGGAAAGCUCUGAUGGUGCUCCUGGGCAUCUGCGAUUUCCCUGUGGGAUCCAUCAGUCUGCCCCAAUUUACAGCUCGUUUCUGGGGGUCCCAGCCGAUUUUGAUUAGGAGACCCUUUUAACAAUAUCAGUAGCAAUAUCAAGUGUAAAUGAUUGGCAGUUGUAAAAAGUGCGAAGAAUAUGAAGAGAAAUCUUUUCAGGAAUUUUUAAAUAGCUUUCAAUCAAUAACCCAAAAAAUGAAUGUUAAAUAGGAAAAACCUUCUAUCUCGGCAACUGCAUCUGAAGAAACAAUGGAAGGCAUGAGAAUGUACACUUUAGACUAACAGGAUCACACUGAUGUUUUUUCACAGCUUUUUUCUUUCUUUAUUGUUACAUAAAUAACAGUUUUCAAGUUUAAGGGGUUGUCCAAGAUUGUGAUAUUGAUUGCCUAUCUUCAGGAUAGCUAAUAAAUUUCUGACUAGUGGGAUCCAACUCCCGGCACCCUCAGUGAAUGCCAUGCCCUCUUUCUAGGGCAGUGAUGUCAUGUGGCCUAAACGCAGCUCAGUCUUAUUCAAGUGAAUGGACCUAAGCUCUCGCUAAACAAUGUACUGUACUGUGCUUGCCACAUCUCAGACAACCCUUUUAACAUUCACAAUAAUUUGAGAACCUGACAGAUCUGAUUGAAAGUGAACUUGUCAGGUGAUUUCUGCUGCUCUGUUUCAGAGAGGGAUAUGUAAAUUCUGCCAGGACUCCUAGAAGAGACAGUGAGAGUCCUGAUAAUGCCCACAGAUGAUGAACUUGAUAGGUUCAGUUUAAGUCAAUUUGUAAGGUCUCUGUUGUUAUAUAUUAACAAAUGAUCCAUCAGAAAUGGAAGCCUUGAUGGUAAUAUCAACAAAGCCUUAGGUGAAAAUCUGAUUGUUGCCAGCUUAAUGGAAACUUUUUUAUAAAAUGCACAAAACUUUUUAUAACUUUGUAUUUUUAUAUGCAAUAAAUUUCAAUUUUGCUUAGUAA
Molecule: messenger RNA, 1687 nt
Organism: Bufo bufo (common toad)
Lineage: Eukaryota; Metazoa; Chordata; Amphibia; Anura; Bufonidae
Gene: IL15
Product: interleukin 15
Exons: 8
Coding region: 324-806 (160 amino acids)
Biological process (GO): neutrophil activation; positive regulation of cytokine production; positive regulation of immune response
Cellular component (GO): extracellular region
Molecular function (GO): cytokine activity; cytokine receptor binding
Source: RefSeq, a predicted model, not a curated record